AUGCAAAAUUUAAAUAAAGAUACACGAGCUUGUACAAACCCAGAACUCACUGCUGGUCGAUUAAUGUCCAUACGUAAUAUCUAUCUUCGUCAAGAAUUAUCCACUAUUUCUGAUGAAAUCCAAGAAAACUAUAAUGAACGUUUACCUGCACUUGAUUUAGUGUCACUUGCAGCUUACGAACAAGUUUUUAAUAGACAACCAUUAUCACUUCCUGAAGAUUUACGACGAAAUGCUAUUAAAUAUGGACUUAAAUAUUAUCGACUUAACAUCGAGAAAUUACGAAAAGCAGAAGUUAAAAAUGGUCUCGUUCCCAUUCAUGAUAGACUAUCUGAUUUCAAGAACGAAUCUAAUAAUACUAUUGAAUCAAAUGACAAUCUUUCAGUAAAAGAUCAAAUAGACGAAAAUCAAUCAAAUUCAUCAAGUUCACAGAGUUCAACAUCAUUAAACGAAACACAAGAUGAAGAUAAUUCAAAUGAAUCAUUCUCAACAGAUAAUACAUUUGAUUCUACUUUUACUGAUACAACAAAUAACAUUGAAACAACAUCUGAUGAGUCUUCUACCAUUAAAACAAAUAAAAAUGACAUUUCUUCCAGUAUUUCUUCUUCAUCAAUUGAUACUUCUAAUGAUACAAACUUAAAUUCUUUCGCCACUGAUCCAUUAUUGACAAGGACAUCGAAUGGAUCGAUGACAACAACCAAGACACAUCAAUCAGCUGCCUUAAUCAAAAAGCUUUCUCGUACAAAACCACCGAAGAUUAUUGUACGCCGACCAUCGAAUAAUAGUCUGAUAUCCAUCGAUACUGAGAAUUCAUCAAUGACAAUUAAUAGAAAUGAAACAUCUACUGAAGAACAAGCAAUCGAUAUUCAUCAUCUAUCACCAAAUAAACAAAAAAGCAAAAAACAACGAAAACAUACAAGCAAUUAA
Messenger RNA from Rotaria sordida, 924 nucleotides. Lineage: Eukaryota; Metazoa; Rotifera; Eurotatoria; Philodinida; Philodinidae. The record is from the annotation of a GenBank genome assembly.